Lotus japonicus is the source of this 2172-nucleotide messenger RNA. RefSeq lists its product as uncharacterized. The record is from RefSeq and is a predicted model, not a curated record. Lineage: Eukaryota; Viridiplantae; Streptophyta; Magnoliopsida; Fabales; Fabaceae. The transcript has 6 exons. The coding region runs from base 1 to 2172 and encodes 723 amino acids. Gene Ontology annotation, molecular function: protein dimerization activity; DNA binding.
AUGGAUGCAUCUAAGGAUGAUGUUGCUAAUGCUAAUGCUAAUAACAAUACACAACAAGGCGCUGUUCAUGGAAAAACUGAUCCUGCAUGGGAGCAUGUUGCAUUCAGGAAAGAAGGAAAAACUAAUUGCUACACUUGUCUUCAUUGUGGAACUGAGUACAGAGGAGGUGGCAUAAAUAGAAUGAAGCAGCAUCUUGCUCGUUUACCAGGCAACAUUAGCUAUUGCAGGAAGGUUCCUGAAGAUGUUAGUCACCGAAUGAAUGUGGCAUUGGAAAGUAUUCAAGCUAAGAAAAAUAAUGUUGAAGUCAAUGAAGCAUACAAUGGACCAACUCAAAGUGAUGUGAUUGAAACAAAUGAGUCUUCCCCAUUGAAUAGUUCACUUCCUCCUACUCAACAGAAAGGUAAAAGGAAAGCUACUGCAGAUAUUGGUGACUUUUUUGCUCCUAGGACAACUCCUGGCUCUCAACCAACCCUUAAAAGUGUUUGGACUAGCAAAGAAGCAGUACAUAAAGCUCAUAUGGCAAUUGCAAGAUGGUUAUAUGAUGCUUGUAUUCCAUUUAAUGCAACCCAAUCACCUUAUUUUCAAGCUGCUGCGGAUGCUAUUGUUGCUAUAGGUCCUGGUUUUAAAGUUCCAUCUUAUCAUGAAGUAAGGGUUAAUUUGUUGGAAGAUUGUAAGAAAGAGUGCCAGUUGCUUGUUGACACUUAUCGGGCAAGUUGGGCUAAAAGAGGAUGUACAAUCAUGGCUGAUGGAUGGAGUGACCAAAGACAAAGAACUCUGAUAAACUUUCUAGUUUAUUGUCCUGAUGGUAUGACAUUUGUAAAAUCUGUUGAUGCGUCUAAUGUUGUUAAAGAUGCUGGGACAUUGUGCAAUUUAUUUUCUGAAGUUAUUGACUGGGUUGGGCCUGCCAAUGUUGUCCAUGUAGUAACUGACAAUGCCCCGCUAAUUAUGUUGCUGCUGGAUAUUGGUAGCAUGCCUCAUAUUGCAGACCUUGCUUCAAAGGCUUCGAAGGUAACCAUCUUUGUGUACAAUCACGUGGUUUUCUUAUCUUGGCUUAGGAAAAGAGAUGGGUGGAAAGAAAUUGUUCGUCCUGGAGUGACUCGUUUUGCCACUGUUUUUUUGACAUUGAAGAGUAUUCAUGACCACAAGAGUCACUUGCAAGCUUUAGUGUUGCAUAGCCACUUCACUAGUCACAGGUUAUCCAAGUCAGCAGCAGGAAAGGCUGUAAGUGCUAUCAUUCUAGACAAUAGAUUUUGGGAUCAAUGCUUUCUUAUAACAAAUCUUGUAGCUCCACUUAUUCGAUUACUGAGAAUUGUUGAUGGAGAUGAAAAGCCUUCUAUGGGUUACGUAUAUGAGGGCAUGCAAAGGGCAACGAAUGCAAUCAAGACAAUGCUUCAAAAGAAGAAAGAUUUGUAUAAGCCUUACACAGAAAUUAUUAAAGCGCGAUGGGAUAGACACUUAAAGCGCGACCUUCAUGCAGCCGCUUAUUUUUUGAAUCCUGCAUUCUCUUAUGAUGAAAAGUACCAAGAGAAGAAUAGGGUAGUGCAGGCACUUCUUAAAAUAUUUAAUAUCAACUCAUUUAAUAUUGACUUGACAAAGGCCAUUCAAGAGAUGCAACUGUAUCGUGAGCGGAAAGGAAGUUUUGAAUCCAAUGGUGCUAACAAAGUGGCAAAAACAAUACAAGCUGAUCAAUGGUGGGUAUGCUACGGGGGUGAUGCUCCAAUUUUGCAAAAGCUUGCAAUCCGUCUUCUUGGUCAAACAUCAUCUUCCUCUGGUUGUGAGAGAAAUUGGAGCGUAUUUGAACGUAUCCACACAAAGAGAAGAAAUAGACUUGAACAUAAAAGACUAAAUGAUCUUGUUUAUGUUACUUACAACUUGCGUUUGAAGAACAGGUUGGUUCACAACAAGAAAGCUUAUGAUCCUAUUGAUUAUGAAUCCAUUGACAAUCUUGAUUUUUGGGUUGCUGAGGAAGAAGAAACAACCCCUGAAUUUGAUGCUGAUGACAUUGAUGAUUUUCUUUUUACACAUAACUCAACUCCAGUAGUUGGUCAAACAUCAAGAACUAAUGGAGGUGAAAAUGUUGGAAGCUAUGGUGGUGCAGCUAGUGGAGCAUAUGAAGAUCCCAACAUAUCGGCAUAUGAUGGAGUUGAUCUUAGUGAUUGUUAUGACUUAUGA